CUCAUCGGACAACAUGAACCGGCCGAUCAGAAAGGCUCAGUCGCUGCGCUGCUGCUCGGUGCUCGAGGUCAAGAGUAAAUAUGGUGCAGAGUUCAGGAGGUUUUCGAUGGAUCGCUACGAGCCUGGCAGCUAUAAAGACUUCUACAGACUCAUAGUGCGUUUACAUCAGCUAUGGCAUACGGAUGUGUUUAUUGGAUAUGCAGAUGUUCACGGAGAGCUGCUGCCAAUCAAUAAUGAUGACAACUUCUGCAAAGCUGUGAGCUCCACACAGUCUUUACUGCGCAUCUUCAUACAGCUGCGAGAGGAAGCAGAGCAGAGCAGCGCCUGUCCUGGUGAAACGUCCAAAUGCAAGAAACCUGUGAGCCAUAAAAAACCAGCAUUUCAGAUUAGCAAACCACACAACUUCCGUCCCGUUUCCUCCAUCAUUGACGUGGACAUCGUCCCAGAAUCCCACAGGAGAGUCCGUUUGUACCGGCAAAACUCAGACCGUCCUCUUGGCUUCUAUAUUCGUGAUGGCACCACAGUCACUGUCACUCCAUACGGCCUGGAGAAGCGUCCUGGGGUCUUCAUCUCCCGCAUUGUGCCCGGCGGAUUGGCGGCAUGCACGGGUCUGCUAGCCCUCAAUGAUCAGGUCCUGGAGGUGAACGGUAUCGAGGUUUCGGGCAAGACUUUGGAUCAGGUGACGGAUAUGAUGAUCGCCAACAGCCACAAUCUCAUCAUCACAGUCAAACCUGCAAACCAACACAACAACAUCACUCGCAAAAGCUGUGCUUCCUUAACAACGGGACAUUAUUUUGAGAGCACGGAGUCAGUUUGCUAUCCCGGUUUGCCUAUGAUAAUGAAAGCCUAUGGUUUUAAUGGCUCGGAGAGUGAAGAAGAUGUAGAUUUGGUCAUCGAGAGGCCUGUCAAACAUCAACAUUCAUCUCCACAUGUUAGCACUUCAUACAGGCCUCAGGUUUCUCCCAGAAGGCCAAAUUCACUCAUUUCAGCAUCGUCUUUUCGCUCUCAGCCUUGUCUUGCUUGCACUGGACACACCGGGCUAAGGAGUCUGAGCGACAGGCAGGAUUAUUAUGGGUUUAAAUCGGCCAUCAGACAGGAAAGCUGCAGCUCUGGUGAUGUUCGCAACUCAUGGCUGGUCGAUCUGAGUUCUCAUUUACUCCUGCCUCAGGGGGCGAUGGAGGAGGACGGGAUUGUUGUCUUUUUAUAGAAGAUAAACCUUCUGGAAGGACGACACCAAUUAGGGUUGAGAAAUGAGUAUAUAUAAUUGCUGUUGGAGAGGAUUGUUUUUUCUCCAAGGCAUUUGCAUGCAUUGCUCGCAUGUGUGGUUUUUAGUCAUACAUUUUAGGACUCUUUAUAUCUUAAAGGGGACCUAUUAUGCAAAAAAAUUAUGAUGGAUUUAAAUUUAUUUAAGUUAUGAGGGAUUACAAUAUGGAGUUUUAGGAUGCACCAAUGAACACGGUAGUCUUGAUAGACUACCUUCUUCUGAGACUCUUCUUUUGACUUCACAGAGAUAACAUUUUGUUUUAAAUCUGCUGUUAUGCUGAUGUGCAGGUGUUUGUAGCUCCUCCCACUUUUUAAAAGAGGGCUGGGAGCACAAUCUCAUUUGAAUUUAAAGCGACAGUCUCCAAAACGGCACAUUUUGGAUCAAAGCCUAAAAGCGGGCAGUUUCAAAGAGUUAUAAAAAAAUAUAUGUGUGAUAUUUGAGCUGAAAUUUCAAAUACAUACUUUAGGGUCAUCAGAGACGUAUUUUACAUCCUGUAAA
Messenger RNA from Danio aesculapii, 1762 nucleotides. RefSeq names its product par-6 family cell polarity regulator gamma a (gene pard6ga). Gene Ontology annotation, cellular component: nucleus; apical plasma membrane; cell cortex. The transcript is spliced from 3 exons. Gene Ontology annotation, biological process: regulation of cellular localization; establishment or maintenance of cell polarity; centrosome cycle. NCBI's taxonomy places the organism in Eukaryota, Metazoa, Chordata, Actinopteri, Cypriniformes, Danionidae. The record is from RefSeq and is a predicted model, not a curated record. Gene Ontology annotation, molecular function: protein kinase C binding. The coding region runs from base 14 to 1207 and encodes 397 amino acids.